AUGAGUGAUGAUUAUAAGAAUGGCGAUGGUGGUGACGGUGAGUUUUCUGAAAGUUUAUGCGUUGUGGCAGGAUGGUUAGCAGAUUCGCGGCAACAGAGGGAGAAGAACGUUGGGAUUAUAGAUCCUAUCAAAACUUCAUCGAAAGAUCACCGCAAACCUCAAAGAACUUAUCCAGGAGUUUUUCAUCAAGACCCGUGUCAAAACCCCAGCAGGUCUGGGUUUUAA
Messenger RNA from Sclerotinia sclerotiorum 1980 UF-70, 225 nucleotides. RefSeq lists its product with no specific name. The transcript has 4 exons. Bases 1 to 225 code for a protein of 74 amino acids. Lineage: Eukaryota; Fungi; Ascomycota; Leotiomycetes; Helotiales; Sclerotiniaceae. The record is from RefSeq and is a predicted model, not a curated record.